GCUGGCGGUGGAGGUGGUGGAGGUGGUGGAGGCGGUGAAGGACAAGGUACACAAGUACAGGGUGUACAAGCAGGACCCGCCGGUAGAGACGGAGCAGCGGCAGCACAUUGUGCACAAGCUGCACAAGCUGAACAUAGUAUACAUGGAUUGGCCACUGGUGGAGGCGGACAACACAAUGGUCCUGCUGGUGGGAAUAAGCUUGGUAUUGAUGGAAGGACAAAAAUGUCCUAUGAUCUUGACGGAGUUCACAUGAUUGCUUAUACAGCGUAUCCCAAAAUAUGUCCGUCGUUCAAUCGUGAAUAA
Molecule: messenger RNA, 303 nt
Organism: Strongylus vulgaris
Lineage: Eukaryota; Metazoa; Nematoda; Chromadorea; Rhabditida; Strongylidae
Source: the annotation of a GenBank genome assembly